AUGACGGGUCCUGCCUCUCCUCAGGCCGAAGGUCCCACGUUUGCUCCUCCUCCGCUGCCUGCGGGUUGGAUCGCCCAGUGGGAUGGCACAAGCAAGAAAUACUACUAUGUUCAGCUGUCGACUGGUGUUUCGCAGUGGGAUGUUCCUACUGAGCCUGCCAAGACAGGCAACACUCCCGCUCCUCCUGGUGAACAUCCCUACGGCGCUCCCAAGCGGUCGGAACUUAUCACGCAUCCUGAUGGUUCGCAGACUGUGCGCCAUGCGGAUGGCACCAUGGAACCAAUCAUGCCAGAUGGGACACGCGGUGUAGAUGGUCCUUCUGGAGACAGGGGUCUUGGAAGCAUGGCUAUGAACGCUUUGCUUAGUGGAAAGAACUCUGGUCAUGGUGGUAGCGGUGGUGGCAGCGGAGGCAACAGCUCCAGCCCAUUGGGCAACCUUGGUGGCCUUGCAAGUCAAUUCCUCGGCGGUAAACAUGGUGGUAACAACAGCAGCGGCGGCGGAAGUGGUGGAGGUGGUGGAAGUGGCGGCCACGGCUCCAGCCCGUUGGGUAACCUCGGCGGCCUUGCAAGCCAGUUUCUCGGUGGUGGUGGUAGUCAGGGUGCUGGCAGUGGUGGCCAUGGUGGAAAUGGAGGGAACAAGCCUUCAGGCGCAGGGAAGCUCGUUGGGCAGUUGGCUCAGAGCUUCAUGAACACGGCUUCCCAAGAGAAGCCCCCUGCUCCUCAGAAUUACCAUGGAAGUUCCAACCAGAACUCGCAGUCCCAACAUCAGCAGCAGUCCCAGCAGCAACAUCAGGGGCAAGGGCAGGGAGGUCUCGCUGGCCAGCUUAUGGGCGGUGUAGCAAGCAUGUUCGGAGGAAAGCAUGGCAACAGUGGACAAAACUCCAACUUUGGCUACAGCUCUGGACAGCAGCAGCAGGGCGGGGGAACAUACUCUGGACAAGCUCCCACUUACAACCCACCAGGUUCUAAUCCUUCAGCUCCAUCAGCGCCACCUGCUGCUGGAUCGCAUUCUUACAGCACGCCCUCGCCAAGCCAGCACUCGCAGCAUGGUUCUCAGCACCAAUCGGGCCAGAGUCAGUCCUAUGGCUCGCAACAACAGCAACCGGGUGGUCAGCAGUAUGGUGGCCAACAGCAUUCUGGCGCAAACCAGCAGUACGGCUCGCAUCAGCAACAGCCAAGCUCUCCCUACGGAGGUCCUCAGCAGCAGUCAAGCUCGCAUCAGCAGUACGGCGGCAACUCGUUCGGAGCCAGCCCGCAUCUUUCGCAUACCAACUCCUUUCCUCCUCCACCUUCGGGGGGCCCUCCUCAGCAAGGCCAACACGGUCAACAGGGGCAGCAUGGGCAGCAAUACUUCCCUCCUCCUCCUGGGCAACAAUCGCAGCACCAACCGUCUGGCCAGGGCUACCCCGAUACUCAGGGCCAUGGAGGUCAAUUCGGCGGCUCGUCUGACCACUAUCCUCCUCCACCACCUGGAGGAUCUCCGGGAGGAUAUAAUCCCUCCUAUACCAGGGGUCAAGGAAAUGAGCAACCCUCUUACGGCAACCAGCCACACUACAAUAGUGGUGCGCCUCCUGUCCCUCAUGGUAACCACCCUCAACAACAAUACGGAGGACCUUACUGA
Messenger RNA from Fusarium coffeatum, 1620 nucleotides. RefSeq lists its product as uncharacterized. Lineage: Eukaryota; Fungi; Ascomycota; Sordariomycetes; Hypocreales; Nectriaceae. Gene Ontology annotation, molecular function: protein binding. The coding region runs from base 1 to 1620 and encodes 539 amino acids. The transcript is spliced from 3 exons. The record is from RefSeq and is a predicted model, not a curated record.